Rattus norvegicus (Norway rat) is the source of this 1597-nucleotide messenger RNA. RefSeq names its product replication factor C subunit 5 (gene Rfc5). Gene Ontology annotation, biological process: DNA-templated DNA replication; DNA replication. NCBI's taxonomy places the organism in Eukaryota, Metazoa, Chordata, Mammalia, Rodentia, Muridae. The transcript is spliced from 11 exons. The coding region runs from base 82 to 1098 and encodes 338 amino acids. Gene Ontology annotation, cellular component: nucleus; Rad17 RFC-like complex; DNA replication factor C complex. Gene Ontology annotation, molecular function: enzyme binding; DNA clamp loader activity; single-stranded DNA helicase activity. The record is from RefSeq and is marked provisional.
GCGAAGACUCGCGAGGGUUGGUUUGCGCGCGGACUCCGAGUCCAGUGGUUCGGUGGCCGGUCCCUGCAGCAUCUGUCAGUCAUGGCGGCGGCGCCUUCGCAGCAGCAGCCCCGGGCGGCCCGGGCCCGGAACCUGCCCUGGGUUGAGAAGUACCGGCCACAGACUCUGGCCGAUCUCAUAUCUCACCAGGACAUCCUGAGUACCAUUCAGAAGUUCAUCAGUGAAGACCGCUUGCCACACCUACUUCUCUAUGGCCCUCCAGGCACAGGAAAGACAUCCACCAUUCUGGCCUGUGCCAAGCAACUGUACAAAGAUAAAGAAUUCGGCUCCAUGGUCUUGGAGCUGAAUGCUUCCGACGACCGAGGGAUCGAUAUUGUCCGGGGGCCAAUCCUCAGCUUUGCCAGCACAAGGACAAUCUUCAAGAGAGGGUUUAAGCUUGUGAUCCUGGACGAAGCUGACGCCAUGACUCAAGAUGCCCAGAAUGCCUUGAGACGAGUGAUUGAGAAGUUCACUGAAAACACCAGGUUUUGCCUCAUCUGUAACUACCUGUCCAAGAUCAUCCCUGCCUUGCAGUCACGGUGCACGAGGUUCCGAUUUGGCCCUCUGACGCCUGAGCUCAUGGUUCCUCGGCUAGAACAUGUGGUACAAGAAGAGAACGUGGACAUAAGUGAAGAUGGAAUGAAGGCCCUUGUCACUCUGUCCAGUGGGGACAUGCGAAGGGCUUUGAACAUUCUGCAGAGUACCAAUAUGGCCUUUGGGAAGGUGACAGAGGAGACUGUCUACACCUGCACCGGGCACCCACUCAAGACGGAUAUUGCCAAUAUUCUAGACUGGAUGCUGAAUCAAGACUUCACCACUGCCUACAAAAAUAUCAUGGAGCUGAAGACUCUGAAGGGCUUGGCACUGCACGACAUCUUGACAGAGGUUCACUUGUUUGUGCACAGAGUUGACUUUCCGUCUUCAGUUCGGAUGCAUUUAUUGACCAAAAUGGCAGACAUUGAGUACAGGCUCUCUGUCGGCACCAGUGAGAAGAUCCAGCUGAGCUCCCUCAUUGCUGCUUUUCAAGUUACCAGGGACUUGAUAGUUGCAGAGGCCUAGAAAACCCAAGGCCUGAGUUGCAGAAGCCUAGAAACUUGGCCCUUGCUCAGGCCCAUCGGUGACUGGAGGACAGAAGACAUGCUGCCCUGGGCCAGUGGAUAAAAUCAGUCACAGACUUUUCUCCCCAGGCAUUUAGAUAGUGCUAUCUGUGGCUGUUUGGAGCAGGGAUCUACAGAGCAACUUUAAUCUGGAAGAAUCCAUUCUGCUUGUCUUCUAUAGGGGAAAAUACCCCGCCCCGUGGAGAGGGCUGCUUUAAAGUCGUCACUGUCACUCUCUGGGAUGACAAAAUUGGCUGCAGUGUUCAUGUGGAAACUGAGUGUGCUUCAGUGUCUCCCAACUCUGAAUGGGUGCCAGGAGGAUUCUGAUCUAAUGUUUUGUUAAGAAUUUCAAAAUCAGGGGUUGGGAAUUUAGCUCAGUGGUAGAGCGCUUACCUAGGAAGCGCAAGGCCCUGGGUUCGGUCCCCAGCUCCGAAAAAAAGAACCAAAAAAAAAAAAAAAAA